Messenger RNA from Ichthyophthirius multifiliis, 2565 nucleotides. Its product is annotated as phosphatidylinositol 4-kinase, putative. NCBI's taxonomy places the organism in Eukaryota, Ciliophora, Oligohymenophorea, Hymenostomatida. The transcript is spliced from 7 exons. Gene Ontology annotation, molecular function: 1-phosphatidylinositol 4-kinase activity. Gene Ontology annotation, biological process: phosphatidylinositol phosphate biosynthetic process; phosphatidylinositol-mediated signaling. The record is from RefSeq and is a predicted model, not a curated record. Gene Ontology annotation, cellular component: cytoplasm; membrane.
AUGGUUUUUGUUAUUUAAAAUAAAUAACAAUUAAAAUAAAAAUAAAAAUAAAAAACUAAUUAUUUAUAUUUUUAAUAAAAUUAUAUUUUUUAUAAAAUUAAAGAAAAAAAAUCUAAAAAAUAAUAAUUAAAUGUAUAAUUUAGAAAUGAAUUAAAAGAAUGUAAUUUUAUAGAUAAUGAAUAUAUAUUUAAAAUAGAUGGACCAUUUGGUGAACAUAUAAAAUAUCUUGACACACCUAAUAAAAAUAUAAAAUAAAAAUAGAAAAGCUUAAUAAGUAUGUUUUAAUCUGGAUUCUUUACAACAGAUAUGUUAAUAGAAUAUUUAUAUACUCAAAUAAAAGAUUAAGAAAUACAUCAAUAUCUAGUAAAUAAAUUAUAUACAAUUAAACUUUUUGAUUUGGAAUUUUAUAUAGCCGAAAUAGUGUAAAAAAAAUAUAUAUAUAUAAAAAGAAAAUUUAAAGAAAUAAAAAAAAGUUAUUUAGCAAUAUGUAAAUCAUCUGAAUUAUUAGAAAAGUUUUUAGUUGAUUGUUCAUAAAUGAGUUUAUCUUUAUACUUAAAAGUAUAGAUGAAUAAAUAGAAUUUAUAUUAAAAAAUAAAAUUAUAUAAAUAUAUAUUUAUAUAUAUAUUUAUGUAUUUUAUAUAUAUUUAUUUAAAGAUAACUUGGAUUUUAUAAUCAUCUUAAUAUAAUACUAUAUUGAAUUUAUUUAUUAAUAAUUUAAUAAAAAUAUCACUAUAUUUAAAAAGAUUUCCUGAAACUGAAAGAAAAUAAAUAUUAAAAGAGCAUAUUGAAAAAAUAAAUAAUUAUCUUCACCAAAACAGAUGUAAAUAUAAAGGAAUAUCAUAUUUUUAGGGAAUAGUUAUUCCUUUUUCAAAAAAUAAAGACUAAUACUAUAAUUCAAAUACCCUUAUAAGAGUAUUAGAUGAGUCGUUUACAGUUUUUAAUACAAAAAAAAGAGCUCCAUAUAAAAUAGUAAUAGAAACAGUAGAUAUGUAAGAAAUAAAAGAAAAUAUUGAUUUUUUCAUUUAAUUGAUAAAAAAUUAGUAAAAAAACUCCUAAAGUUUAUAAUUUGAAUAGGAAUUUCAAAAUUUAAAUUUAGUAAAGGAAGAAGUUGAAAAAGACUAAGAUAAAUAUAAAGGAUUUGCCAAAUGGGCCGAAAUAAUAUAAAAAGAAGAAAUAAACAAGCAAUAAAAAUUUGAUAUUACGAAAUUUUUUUAAUAAAAAAAAAAUAACAAUAUUGAAUAAUUCACAAUAGAUAAAUUACAUAAAAUGGUAAAGUAGCAAUAAGAAGGAAAAGAUGCAAAUUAUAAUCCAAAUAAAUUCUAAAAAACAUUUAAAAAUUAAUAGAUUAAUUAAUUUUCUUUAUAAGAAUAUAAAAAGCAGGAAAACAUGUAAAAAUAUUAGAGAAAUUUGAGCGUUUUUAAUAAAUGUUUUAAAUAAAAAAAUGAAAUUAUUGAAAAAAGGCAUUCUUUCUGUUUUAAUUAAACUAAAGAAAAAUAAUAAAAAAAUACAAAAAAAUAUAGAAAAAAUCCAGAAGAUUUAAAGAUUUAUGAUGUAAUUGAAUUUUUCGAUUUUCUCAAGUCUAAUUAUUAAGAUAAAAUUUUACAAAUUACAAAUAUUUAUAAUUAUUUACAUUAUGAUAUUAUAGUCUAAAAUUUUUAUUAAUAAAAUCCCCAAAAAAAUAUCCUAGAAAUACAGUUCCCUAGAAAGUUCGGACCCUGGGAGGAUAUAUGGGAUGAUAAAUAUAAAGAAUUAAAAUAAAAAUCGCCCUUUAAAUUCAUGAAAAGCUAUAAAUUGAGACCUUUAAUAGUAAAAGGUGGUGAUGAUUUAAGAUAAGAACUAAUCGCAAUGUAAUUAAUAAGUAAAUUUAAAUAAAUUUUUGAUGAAGCUAGAAUUCCUUUAUAUUUAAGACCUUAUGAAAUAAUUGUUGUUUCUGAAAGUUCAGGAUUUAUAGAAUUUUUACCAAAUACUUUAAGCAUUGAUGCUAUAAAAAAAAAUGUGCCAAAUUUUAAAAAUUUAUAUGAGUUUUUUUUAAAAACUUUUAAAGAAAACUUUGAAGAAGCUUAAAAAAAAUUCAUCGAAAGUUUAGCUGGAUAUUCCAUUAUUUGUUAUCUAUUAUAAAUUAAAGAUAGACAUAAUGGAAACAUACUAAUUGAUAAUUAAGGCCAUAUUAUUCAUAUUGAUUUUGGUUUUAUUUUGUCUACAAGCCCAGGAAAUGUCAAAUUUGAAACUGCUCAUUUUAAAUUAAUUAAUGAAUAUGUAUAAUUAAUGCAUGGUAGAGAUUCUGAAUAAUUUGGUUAUUAUAAAACUUUAAUGGUCAGGGGAUUUAUGGAGUUAAAAAAACAUACGAAAUCAUUUGUUAAUAUAAUAUAAAUUAUGAUGGAAUAAUCUAAUUUAUAAUGUUUUUCUGAAUUUGAUAUAGUUUAAUUUAAAGAAAGAUUUGGUGAGAAAUUUACUGAUAAGGAAUUUAUCGAAUAUGUAGAUAGAUUAAUUGAUUUUAGUUGUAAUAGAUGGAGCACUAAUUAAUAUGAUAAAUUUUAAUUAUUAACUAAUGGUAUAUGUAUUUGA